GGAGCCAGUGGAUGAGGUGCUACAGAUCCCUCCGUCCCUGCUGACAUGCGGUGGCUGCCAGCAGAACAUCGGGGACCGCUACUUCCUGAAGGCCAUCGAUCAGUACUGGCACGAGGACUGUCUCAGCUGCGACCUGUGCGGGUGCCGGCUGGGCGAGGUGGGGCGGCGCCUCUACUACAAGCUGGGCAGGAAGCUCUGCCGGAGGGACUAUCUCAGGCUUUUUGGCCAAGACGGCCUGUGCGCGUCCUGUGACAAGCGGAUCCGCGCCUACGAGAUGACCAUGCGGGUGAAAGACAAAGUGUACCACCUGGAGUGUUUCAAAUGUGCCGCCUGUCAGAAGCACUUCUGCGUGGGCGACAGAUACCUCCUCAUCAACUCCGACAUAGUGUGUGAACAGGACAUCUACGAGUGGACUAAGAUCAACGGGAUGAUAUAAGCCAGAGUCCCCGCGACAGCGUUCGCGGAAGACACCGUCUCCACGGUGUCUUCACUCUUAGGCACUUUGGGGAUUUGAGGGUGGGGCGAGGCAUUUCUUAGGGGAUGGUGGAAACUUACUGGGAACCGAGACAUAGCCUCCGAGGGAUGUAAUGCAAGGGCCGAGACUUCAGUGUGCCAAAAGGACUAGCCCUCUGACUCUUAGAGCUUCUGGUCACCACCUCUCCAUGGUAACUGACAUGAUUAGUGGAAGGAAGGAACGUUCAGGGACAAGCAGGCGGCGUGCCACAGGGACGCGAUCUCCCAUCCACCAAUGGGAGCUGCCGUGUACAGACGGCUUGUUGCGAUUGUGAUGCUUGCAAACUAGAGCUGGGCAAUUGAUUCCCCCCUGGCUUCUGUAACAGCCCUGCUCCGGUCACUGUCCGUACGCAAGGCAAGGACAGGUAGGAGAGUGGCCGUCCUUUUUUUCUUGGUCAUCUUCCUAAGGCCUUAAGCUUGGGGCCCAAGGAGAACCGCAUGGGGACACAUUUCAGUGGAGAAUGAGAACUGCGGGCUCUUAACCAAUUAUUUAAAGCAGUGCCCAGGGACCCUGGUUUUCAGACACCUUGCCUUUGUGGGGAGAAGUUCCAGAUCGUUUCUAUACAGAUGUAAAUCUAAGAACUCAAAGUUGUUUGACUAUUUUAUUAUCUUAGAUUAUAUCAAAGUAUUUGUUGUGUGUAGUAAAAAAAGAAAAGAGAAACAUCUCUGCAGACUUAAUAAAAACAACUGACUAAAAUGCA
This is a messenger RNA of Chinchilla lanigera (long-tailed chinchilla), 1214 nucleotides long. RefSeq names its product LIM domain only 2 (rhombotin-like 1) (gene Lmo2). The record is from RefSeq and is a predicted model, not a curated record. Gene Ontology annotation, cellular component: nucleus. Gene Ontology annotation, biological process: positive regulation of transcription by RNA polymerase II. Gene Ontology annotation, molecular function: transcription coactivator activity; DNA-binding transcription factor binding. Lineage: Eukaryota; Metazoa; Chordata; Mammalia; Rodentia; Chinchillidae.